This is a messenger RNA of Xyrauchen texanus (razorback sucker), 4562 nucleotides long. RefSeq names its product SH3 and PX domains 2B (gene sh3pxd2b). The transcript has 15 exons. Gene Ontology annotation, biological process: superoxide anion generation. Gene Ontology annotation, cellular component: cytoplasm. The record is from RefSeq and is a predicted model, not a curated record. Gene Ontology annotation, molecular function: superoxide-generating NADPH oxidase activator activity; protein binding; phosphatidylinositol binding. Lineage: Eukaryota; Metazoa; Chordata; Actinopteri; Cypriniformes; Catostomidae. The coding region runs from base 186 to 2912 and encodes 908 amino acids.
GGGAUAGGCUGGGAGUUCGUUCGGUCCAGACUGCAGGAAAUCCGACGUGGACUAUAAACCCGCAAAAACGGACAGACAAACAGAGGCGAAUGACUUUAAGCGAACACGGAAAAGUGCGCCAGAUUUGCUGCUGUGGGUCUGAACGGUAUUUUGUAUCUGUUUUAUAAAACUGAGAUUAUUGCAACAUGCCACGGCGGACCGUACAAGACGUAACUGUUCAAGACGUACAAAAGAGAAGAAACCCCAACAAACACUAUGUUUACAUUAUCAAGGUGUCUUGGUCUGAUGGCAGCAAUGAGAACAUUUUCAGACGCUACAGUAAAUUUUUCGACCUUCAGAUGGAGCUUCUGGAUAAAUUCCCUGUGGAAGGUGGACAGAAGGAUCCGAAGCGCAGAAUCAUUCCCUUUUUACCAGGAAAGAUUCUGUUCAGAAGAAGCCACAUCAGAGACGUGGCCAUGAAACGCCUCAAACCCAUAAAUGAGUACUGUAGGGCCCUGAUCCAGCUGCCAGUGUACAUUUCUCAUUGUGAGGAGGUUCGUUUGUUCUUUGAGACUCGUCCUGAAGACCUAAACCCACCUAAAGAGGAACCCACUGGAAAGAAGAAGUCAGGCAUUGUGGAGCGAGCGACUUCUUUCCUAAAGAGAGGAGGAGACUCGUCCUUGGGCGACCCGCUGAUGUUGGAUCAGUAUGUGGCCGUCACAGACUAUGAGAAGCAGGAGAGCUCUGAGGUCAGCCUGUACGUGGGGCAAGUGGUGGAGGUCAUUGAGAAGAACGAGUCUGGUUGGUGGUUUGUUAGUUCAGAUGACGCUCAGGGUUGGGUACCUGCCACAUGUCUUGAAGCUCAGGAUGACCCCGAUGAUUUCUCAAUGCCAGGAGAAGAAGGAGUGUGCCGGAAGUUCUGGUCACUGCCGAGGCACGUCGGUCGCCGGCGUACAUUAGGGGAUCUGUUCAGCACAGGCUUUGGCCAAGAGGAAAAGUACACCGCAAUCUAUCCAUACUCUGCCCGUGAUCAAGAUGAAAUCGAUUUGGAGAGAGGCAUGACUGUUGAGGUCAUUCAGAAAAACUUAGAAGGCUGGUGGAAGAUCAGGUACCAGGAAAAAGAGGGGUGGGCCCCAGCAUCCUAUCUGAAGAAGGCUGACAUUCUCAGUCAGAAGAUGGCGGCUGGUGCUCCAGUUCACGCCAGCACUAAUGAUCUAGAUGUGGCUGGCAAACAGCAGAAUGCCAGCAAGGAAAACAAGGACAAUCAGCGGGACCGAUUUUCACCAUUCUCCGACAGCAAGCGCAAAGCAGGGGCGAGACAAAGACCUCCACCACGCCGGGAUCUUUCAAUACCACGAGGAGUGAACCUGCCUAAACCGCCAGUUCCUCCACAAGUAGAGGAGGAGUACUACACCAUAGCUGACUUUCAAACAACCAUUCCCGAUGGCAUUAGCUUCCAGUCAGGAGUGAAAGUUGAGGUCAUUGAGAAGAACUCCAGUGGUUGGUGGUACAUUCAGAUAGAUGACAAGGAAGGCUGGGCUCCAGUCACAUUCAUUGAUAAGUAUAAGAAGACUAGCAAUGCCUCUAGGCCUAACUUUUUGGCCCCCCUUCCUGGUGAGAUGGCUCAGCUGAAGCUUGAUGAAACCUCCAAUAUUAAUGCCAACUCAGUAGAUAGUUGGUCUAAACCCCUGCCAGAUGAACCUUCAUCCAACUCUGAUUUUCCCACCCGUCCCAAGCUGAGAGAAUGGAAGCCCAAUGCAGUCAAAAGCAGUCCCCAUCUCUCAGGGCAUUUACCCCCACCUCCAUCCUCACCCACAUCUGAGGAGAAGCCAGCUUUGCCACCCAGAAGAGAGUCCAUCAACAAGAGCCUGGAACUGGAGGAGAAACCCAAAAUAGACCUUUCCAAACCUCUCCCACCCAAACCACCGGCUCCAGGGGUUAUUCUCCCAUUGGUGACGCCAAAAGCCACUCCUCUCAAACCGGAAAAACCCCAAGAGAUUAAGAAAGAAGAAAAGAACAAGCAACUCCACCUGCGCAAUGAGAUGGGCUUGGAGUGUGGCCACAAAAUUUUGGCCAAGGAGGUGAAAAAGUUUAACCUCAAGCCUGUAGCAAAGCAGCCUCCAAAGCCAAAGCCAGAUUUGCAUGAAGAAAAGCCUGAUUCACCCAGCCCAGCCCUGUUCGUAAAGCCGAAACCAGUUGUCAGACCAAAACCUGCCCCUGCAGCAAAACCAGAGCCAGCAGCUAAGAACGAGUUGGAUAUCACAAACCUGAGGAGUAAGCUUCGUCCAUCUAAGCCUCCAGAGUUUGGUGGCAACUCAAGUGAUCCUAGCCAACAGAAUGACUCAUCCAACAACACCUUAAAUAAUGGCAAAUCAAAUGAAGAGCCAAAAUGCCCCCCUAAGCAACAAAAUGGCCAUGACCCAUCAGAAAUGACUAAACCACAUUCAACUGCACCAAAGGAGCCACCACAAAGGCCUUCUGUGGCUCCUCGAAGACCUCCACCACCGAAGAAAGGUGUUGAGCCUGCCAGUCCUACAGAAACCAAAGCUCCUCAAAAAGACUUUCAGGAGGCCAAGCCAGCUGUUCAAGUCAGACCCCCACCACCCAAAACGAAAGCUUUCGCGCUACCAGCCUCUAAGGAGGAGGAACCCAAACCAAAAGUGCCUGUGCCACCAAAGCCCCUCAUUAAAACAGAAAAACCUGGACCUCCGAGAGAUAAACUCCCGCCCCUGAUCAAGGAGCCGGCCAAAGAGGAGCUGUUCUUAGCUGUGGCAGACUUCGAAGGAGACGAGCAGACACCUGGCUUCAAAGAGGGCGCUGUUUUCGAAGUGCUGGAGCGGAGUAACAGUGGCUGGUGGUUUUGUAAAAAUGUGAGCGAUGGGCCAGUGUUGGAGGGCUGGAUCCCUUCAAAUUACCUGUCCAAGAAACCUUAGGUACACUGAAACAGCUGCCUUUAAUUGAAAACUUAUUUAACAUCUUUUAUUUAUGGUACCGUUUUGAUAUUUUUCACAUUACAUUCCAUCCUUUGUAAAUUCAACAGGCCAUAAUAAUUAGGUUGCUUACUUUUUUGUAACACUCCCUUUGGGGAAAACCAUGUGAUGUUCAAUGCUAACAUCUGAAAAAAACAUCUUAUACAUUACUUGCCCUUUUUAUGUUAAUCAAACCUUUUUUUUUAAAUGUAUCGCUGAAGGUGACUAGCAAUAUAGUAACGAUCUUUUGCUGCCUCAAUAUAUGAAAAUUGCGCAGCGCUUUUUGCGUAGUAUAUGCAAAUAAGCAAAACGUGUUGUCUAUGUGCAGUGUAUAUCACCACAUAUAAAUUCUAGAUUAGAAAUAGAGUAUGAUUCUAUAGUACACACACUACAAAACCUUACAAAUGGCAAAUUAGAGCUAACAUGGCAAAACCAAAGCUUGGAAACCUUUUUAAAGACUUAAACGCUUGCUAUUUUUCCAUUACAAAUCUUGUAGUUUACAGCGUUGGUGUUAAUAACUAAUAGCAAGCCAUAGAAAUGUCUUGGUCUUUAAAGAAAUUGUUUUCUGGUGCUACUACAAAGCUCUUUAUCCAGAUGUUGCUUAUAUUUUUGCUUCAGUUUUAAAUUAGCACUUUUCAUAGAUUUUGUGUAGAAUUGUGCACUAUGGAAAGUAAAGUUGUGCAGAAACUGACCUGAACAAAUGACCUUAUGGUUUACAGUACAGUGGCACCCAUUUCUAUUUUAAGUUCACUUCAUGACUAUCACUAAAAUAGCAACCCCAUUUGUUUGCUGUACCAAUCGUCUACAAUUGUAAAUAAGAAUAAUGGAUUACCUCAGAGCAGCCACAAUAUCGUCUUUUUUUUUUUUUAUGCCAGUAUUGCCCAAAUUUUCAUACUGCUGGCAAAAGGUGCUUCGAUAUUUUACAAUCAUUGUCAAAUGUUUUAACAUUCAUGUUUGACUGGUUUCAAGCAUAGAUUUGAUAAACAAGUUUAUUGUUAACUCUACAUUUGAAAGUGUAGUCAGUAUGUUACUUAAAAUAUCUACGUUGUAUUUUGACAUUUUUAUUGUCCAUUGUCAUUUGUUGAUCAGAAAACUAAAAUCAGUGUUAAAUCGGUGCCCAAUCGGAUUUGUUGACAAUACCGGGAGCACCGAAAAUCAUUUGCUCACUUUGCUCUAUGGUCAUCAGCUCCUAGUUGCUUAUAAACCUAUUUUAUCAAACAUCCCAACUUUAAAAAGUGUGCAAGCACCCGAGUGAAUUAAGAGAGGAUAACCGAAUGUGUUCUGGUGUGGCUGUACUUUUGCGAGAGAAAGAUCAUUAUACUAUGAGGGAUGAAACAGAGGGUUAAUAUGUACUGUGUAGAAAGUGACUGUUAAUCUGUGUUUCUCUCAUAUGUGUAUGCAGUAGGCAUUGGCAGGAAUUGCACUUUGGAAACUCAAAUGGGUCUUUUUGCGAUUUGUGAGGAAGUUAAAAGGAUGACGUGGGAGAUGUGUUGACAUUUUUUAUUUUAUUUUUCUCAUAAUUUUUGUGAUACUUGUUUUGUCCAUAGUAUUUCAAGUUUAGACUAACUGUUUUUUUUUUUACUUAAUGUAAACCAAAUAAACAUUUUAAAUAGU